Sphaeramia orbicularis (orbiculate cardinalfish) is the source of this 1644-nucleotide messenger RNA. Its product is annotated as ATP-sensitive inward rectifier potassium channel 1-like. Gene Ontology annotation, molecular function: ATP-activated inward rectifier potassium channel activity. Lineage: Eukaryota; Metazoa; Chordata; Actinopteri; Kurtiformes; Apogonidae. The transcript is spliced from 2 exons. Gene Ontology annotation, cellular component: plasma membrane. The record is from RefSeq and is a predicted model, not a curated record. Bases 408 to 1556 code for a protein of 382 amino acids. Gene Ontology annotation, biological process: potassium ion import across plasma membrane; regulation of monoatomic ion transmembrane transport.
GCCACAUCAGCCCCUUCAAUAGACCUACCUCCUGUCACACAAUAGCACAGAGGACUUUGGGCCGAACUGUGCGACCACUGCUUCCACUGAUCCUGGUCUCAGCGCUGCCUCCUCCAACUUUACAGUGAAAACCAUCAAAGUUGUGGUGAAGUCACUGUAAGAGUUUGUGGAGUCGUGAUGAGGGGAGCUGUCCUGUCAGUCCGCGGGUUUUGACGCCCACUGGGAGCUCGGUGGCUGCCUCCUCAGUCUGGAUGAAGCCAGUGUACACUGUGGCAUGUGGCUGGGAUUAGAACAUUUCACUGUGGAUUAAAAUCUUUUUCUUACAAAAAGAAAGGGGUCUGAAGUUCCUGCAGAGUCUGAGAUCCAGUGAGGACUUUGGGCCAGUGGUCUCACUGAGCGGCUCCAGGAUGUUCCAGCUGCUUCACGGUCACAUCCAGUCAGCUGAACACCGAAGCCACAAAGCCCGCCUGGUCACCAAGGACGGGCACUGCAACAUCGAGUUUGGUAACAUCGAAUACAGCAGUCACUUUGCGUACCUGGGGGACGUGUGGACGACCGUGGUGGAGAUCCGCUGGCGGUUUGUACUCCUGUUGUUUGUAGCGACGUUCACCGGCAGCUGGUUCAUGUUCAGCCUCCUGUGGUACUGGAUAGCAAAGAGCAACGGGGACCUGAAUGCACAAAACCGCACUGAUGGACAUGUCCAGUGUAUAGACAAUGUCAACGGCCUCACCACAGCUUUUCUGUACUCCUUAGAGACCCAGACCACCAUUGGAUAUGGUGGCAGGGCGCUUACCGGGCACUGUGCAGGCACGGUGGCUCUGAUCAUCAUCCAGUCCCUCAUCGGGGUCUUCAUCAACUGCUUCAUGUGUGGGGUCAUUUUAGCUAAGAUCUCCUUACCCAAAAAAAGGGCCAAAACUGUCACAUUCAGCGACACAGCCGUUGUCUGCUUAAGAAAAGGCAGUCUGUGUCUCCUGAUCAGAGUGGCCAACCUUCGGAAAACCUUAUUAAUCGGGAGCCAGAUCUAUGGUAAACUCUUAAAGACGACCACGGCACCAGAUGGAGACACCACCAUUCUGGACCAGGUGGAUAUCGACUUCAUGGUCGACACUGGAAAGGAUAACUUGUUUUUUGUUUGCCCGCUAACAAUCUACCACAUAAUAGACAGAUCUAGUCCGUUCUAUGAGUUAUCAGCCGACACGCUCCCACAACAGGACUUUGAGUUGGUGGUGUUUUUGGACGGAACUGCUGAGUCCACCAGCUCCUCCUGCCAGGUCAGAACAUCGUACAUCCCCCAGGAGAUCCGAUGGGGGUACAGCUUCCUCCCCAUCAUCUCCCGCACAAAGACUGGAAAGUAUUGUGUGGAUUUCUCAAACUUUUCUAAAAGUGUAAAAGUGUCUACGCCACACUGUGCCUACUGUUUUGAUUCCGAUGUGGACCACACAAACCCCCACAACCACACUGAAGAAAACCACAACAGUGAGCAGAAGGGGGGCAUCGACAAUCUGGGGUUUCAAGUGAUAGACAUUCAUGAGUCCGUGGACAUUACAAAUAUGUGAAAAAAUGAAAAGCAUGGAGAUACAAACAUACCAAAAAUUGUAAUCAGUUGCUUUGUGAAUCAUUAAUACAGUUUGGUUUGCAAAUGAA